GAACACACAAUGGCCAAGAAAGCCAAGUCCCGCACGAUUGCCGUGCGCCUCGUGUCCAUGGCUCUCACCGGCUACUACAAGACUAUGAUCCGACCGCGUACGCAUCGCCCACUGAGCAUGCUGAAAUAUGAUCCCGUCGUGCGAAAGAAGGUCCUUUUCCUAGAGCAGAAGCGCGGUGGACGGUAAUGAUCGAUUGCUUGGGUUCGAGACAGGACACGAUUCGAGAUCGAGAAUACGCAUGCCGAGCGGUCAAUGGCAUACCGGA
Molecule: messenger RNA, 265 nt
Organism: Amorphotheca resinae ATCC 22711
Lineage: Eukaryota; Fungi; Ascomycota; Leotiomycetes; Helotiales; Amorphothecaceae
Exons: 3
Coding region: 10-186 (58 amino acids)
Biological process (GO): translation
Cellular component (GO): ribosome; mitochondrion
Molecular function (GO): structural constituent of ribosome
Source: RefSeq, a predicted model, not a curated record